Molecule: messenger RNA, 10873 nt
Organism: Drosophila takahashii
Lineage: Eukaryota; Metazoa; Arthropoda; Insecta; Diptera; Drosophilidae
Gene: RhoGEF3
Product: Rho guanine nucleotide exchange factor 3
Cellular component (GO): cytosol
Molecular function (GO): guanyl-nucleotide exchange factor activity; protein binding
Source: RefSeq, a predicted model, not a curated record
CACGUAACGGACGGAACGUUUGAAUAUCGCGUGCCGUCGUCUCAGUUGUACGGAUGUAGUGCCACUGCAUACAAUAGGGCCCUUGGAAGAUACUACAAAACGCAUGACUGUGUGUGUAUACAAGGAUAAAUCGUUGCGAUUGUGUAUAAGUAACAAAAUAUUGCGAAUGUACCAGAUAAACCAUUUAAUGAAUACUUCCGCGAGUGAUUGCCCAAAGGAUUUCCAUUACUUUCUGACUCGCAUAAUGUAGAUAUGCCAACGCCAAUCGAAACUUUACUCGCAAAAAGUGUUUCAAUAUUUCCGCGAUCCUGUAUUUUUGCCACAACUUUUGAGCAGCCAAUUUCGUAGUUUUGUGCGAAGCCUUUAAACGAUGACCACUGAAACCUAUUCGGACUUGACAUAUGAGCGAGGGAAGGUGUCUAAGCGGUCAUUGCGGCCAAAGCUACUGAAACUGACGGAUGUGACGAUACCGCACCGCAGUCGGAAAAAGAACAAAGUUAAGACAAAAGACCGCUCAGCUACAUCAGUUCGCGAAAGGAUCUACGAUGAUCCUGCCUACACCGAGGAUAUAAGUCACUUGGCGAAUCCCAUGCGUCGCAGUAGCAUUUCUGGAAAACCCUUAUUAGAGCACAAGGCGAGAGGCGAUUCAGGCGGACAGCCGUCGUCCAGCAGCCUGGUUUCAAAGAACCAGCUGACCAAGGAGCUGCAUCAGUACGCGUCGGGAAAGCAGGGCAAGAUCAAGGCACAGCACACUACCGCUGCAGCUUCCGGGACCUCUGCCAUCAGCUUAAAUUACGAAUGUGACUCGAGCAGCACCGACAAUGAGCCGCUGGAUCCAAUCAAAGGCGGCAUGACUCGCCGGGUGCGCAGCCUAGAGCGCAGUCUGGCCGCCACGGCAUCAGAUAGAGUGGAGAAGAAGGGCACGCAGAAGCGCAGCUCGAAGCAGAAGCGGAACCUCAGCCUGGACAACAGUCGCCAUCUGCCCCCAGGUCAUCCGCAUCCGCAAAGGGAAGCGGGAGCUGCGGGUAAGCACGGCCACGAUGCUGAUAUCCGAGGUCGCAAGGAACGCAAUCGGAAGAAAUAUAGCGAGGGCGCCCAAGAAGUUGCCCCCACGGAAGUAAGUGAGCUGGAUGACGGGUACUCCGCCCGCAGCUCAGCUCAGGACUCCGCCGUCACAGUACCUGCAGAUUCGGCCUCCGAGGCGGCAAAGGUUGCUAUUGGCAAACGGUUUCUGCGCGGCGAAAUCGGAAUUAAAAGCUUUAAUUACUAUCUGCUCAAGGAGGGCUUGAAGAGCUCAAAAAAACUGGUGGACAAACAGCGAAACACGACUGGUGGUGGAGAGUCGCCGCUCAAGGCCGAGAAACGGCAUUCCCGCAGCGAAGAGAACAUCUACGAGGAGAUUUUCUUCAAGGAAACAGCCAGCACGGUGAACUCGUUGGCCACAGGCGCAGCUACCGGGGUUGCAAUGUCCGUCGCCUCGGCAAUAACAGACAAAGAGUCGCACAGCCAUCACCCACAGCAAGGUGGGGUUAAGCCGCACGGAAUGAGCUCAACCAGUGACGGAAACGGAAGUGCCACUGACGCCUUUGCGGACUGCGAGAUCUGUAUGGAGCAGUGCAGCAAAGACAACUGCGAGUACUGCUUGGCGCACCUCGGACCAGGUGAAAAGCCGAAGGCGGCACAGUCACAGCAAGAACAGUACAUAAGCCAAGGUCACCAGAAGAAGAUCGCUAUGGAAUCGCGGACAGCGUCUAAUGGUGGGCCCGGCGUCAGCUUGCCGGCCGCCCAUAUAUUGGAGUUCCAGUCGUACAACCCCAAUAAUCCCGGCGUGUAUAAAAUUGAGACGACCCCGGUGGCUAUAACAGGCGACUAUAACCCGAUACUCCAGUUCCAGCAGUCGUCAGCCACUACGUCCACCUCGGCUACUACCACACCAAGUGAGCACCAACAGCUGCAGCAACCGAUUUACGGUGGCUACUACCUCCCGCAUCCGCAUCCGCACCAGCGGCCGUAUCAGCCGCCCAUUGUUGGCAAUCCUCUGCCAAGUCACUAUGCCGUGGGAGGCAGUCUGCUGGCCGUCCAGGUUGCCGGAGCGGCGCACGGGAACGCCACACCUCCUCGACGACCCCAGCACUACAUCGUGGGCUACCAGAAUGGAGGAGGGUCGGUGGCAGGAGCGAAUUCUUUACAGCGGCUAAACACGAAGUCCUCUUCCUCCAGCGACUCGCUGCCCUAUCACAAGUACAAUACCAUGGCACGACUGGAGGCAAACGUGUUCGCAGAGCCGGCUACUGGAGACCUUUACUACGCCGUCAGUGGGACGCAGCCCUUGCAUCCGCUGAUGUAUGCGGCCAACCGACCCAUUGGGGGAUCCCAGAUACUAGUGGAUCCCUACGACCCCCAGAUAUACAAGAGCGACUCGAAGGCCUCUAUUCUCAGCGAGUUCUCCCUUCGCAGCAGCGAUAACUCGCAGCGCUACGCUCGACAUCCCCAUCGCCGUCAUGGCGGGCGCGUCAGUGAUUCUAGUCUCUUCUCGGUGUACUCGAACUCCGGCCAGAGGCGGUACUUUGGGAGCUCGGAGAGCAGGUUUGGAUUCGAUUGCAGGCGCUGCAGCCUAGAUGGGGUUAUCGGAAUGGGAUCUGCGGCUGGAGUGCCCCCUACGGCGCCCGACAAGUGCAGCUACUCCGACAACUGCCGGUAUGAGUGUCGAAACUGCGAUUGUUCGUCAAACUACUUUAGCUCAGACUUUGACGAUGUGUACGGGUCCAUAGCUCGAGGUGGAAGCAGCGGCAUUCCGCGAAAGACCGCAGCAGGAACACUGCCCUCAAGUGCGCAAGAUGAGCCCACAGAGCCUCGCCUGGAAACAGCACCACCACCAAUGGAGCAUCAGCAAUACGCACCUCCGCUAGAUUUGAAACAGAAUAAAUACGCCCAGGACUUUUUCAAACAUGUUAACGACGUCAAACGUAGUAUUUACCAGUCGGAAAUGCAAAGAAACAACAGCUUGGAAUCUACGAGGAGGGGUCCACGACCUAGCAGCAGCAUAAACAGCAAUUCCAAGACGAGUCCUAAACGGGCCGCUUCCCAGGAACCCAGACAAGAGCCCGUAGUCACCACCCUUCCAUUGAGCAGGGGGCGGCCGGCAGCAGGAGUGAAGCCCACGCCGGCACCCAGAACCAGUCUGCAGGCGCAGACACCAUUACCAGAGAGUUCCGUACCAAGAGAUCCCACGCCGAGCAAGCGCAAAAGUCAACCAACUGGCCGAAGAGAGUAUCCUUCGUUGGACCGACUUGUAGCGUCUUCUACGGGCACUAUUCCCAAAAGAAACAACAGGUCCACGGUGGAGACGGCCCCACAAAGCCCUAAGCUGACGCAAAAGGCUAGAUGCUCAGAGGCCCCUCGUGCUGAGCAAAAUGUCAAGGAGGAAGAACAGUUCCCUCAACCUGUGACCAAACGCCACCAUCGUACCAGCGGAUCAAAGGCACAUCAGAACAUACCCGGUCCCAGUCUACGUCGGAAAGACAUUCCGGCCCCUCCUCCGCCUUCUCCAGCUACUUACUCCGACCUACAGGAGCUGAAGGCCAAUAUGGAGGGUCUUCGAGACGAUACUAAAUCGCGAAGCCUGGAAGGCGAAACAAACCAUUUAACGACAGCAGAAAAGUCGAAUCAAACUGGAAAGAAGGGGUUAAGUGGUCAACCUGAUAAAAUUCCGGAGCCCCCAACUUGUCCGCCAGAUGCAAGUGCAGCUGAGACAGAUGACAACGACGUAUUUUAUGAUGCGCGCAGCGAGGAUUCUGGAGGUGGUAUCCUGCCCUCGGAGGCCAGUGAUAUUUCAAAAAAGAGUCCGUCCCACAUGACAUCCACGCGGGCACUGGGGGACAUGAUUGCUAACGAGAAUCGCAAGGCCGCAAUUGACACCGAAGUAGCGCAUUCGACCGAGGAUGUUGAUUCCCCGGCCCCAGCCGCACCAGCCGCCCCUCCGCCAGAGAAGCUGGAGGCAUCCACCAUCGCGGGCAGACCGGAAGGGAAUGCCAUCAAUAAUGGCAGCGAAAAAGCUGAGGCCCCCAUUUGGGGGGUCGAGAGCCCGGCAGAAGCGGAGAGCCAACUGGACUCGGUCACACUCGGUCACUCCCCUGCCCCUCCCCGUCCCCGCCCUCGCCAACUGUCGCCCGAGUCCUCCGCCGUGGACACUGUGGAGGCAAACGGCGAAAGGCCAAGCAAAACAAAACACGACAAGAAGGCUCCAGCAGACGCCGUUGCCCCCAGGCAACAUGUUGGUCCGACAUGUUCGGAGGGGCAACGCACCGGCGCAGUGGCUCGCGAAGUCUCAACAACCACCAACGCUGGCAACUCGAGCGCCAGCAACAGCGUAGUCGAGCUGGAGCUCAGUUGCAAGACGGGCAACACGGACAGCGCAACGCCAGCGGUAGCGCACAGUAAUCAGACACCCAAUGUACCUGCUUGUGCGACAGCCAAGGAGAAUCCAACGCACUCAAGAGCACUGACACGCCAGGACUACGCCUGCCUCGAUUCCAGCGAGGCUCAAUCGGACGAUAGUCACCUGACACGCGAUUCCAUUACCCGAGAGUCCCAGAACGACGAGCUCUCCUCCUCGACCCUUGAGAAACUAGACGUUAGCACUCUACCGCUGCCCGCUCUUCCCAAGCGUCGCCGCACUCGCUCCCGCACUAGUCCCUUGAAGCAUCGACAGCAGCAACAGCAGCAGCGUCAUGAAGCCAUCGAGGAUGGCAGCGCGGUUGAUGAAUCGACCGGAGCAGCAGCCCAACAACCUCUUAAGCCCCGACAGCGAGCGGUCACUCCAGAGUCACAAAAGCCAGAAAUAAGCGCGCCAAAAAGCAACGCAGCCGCCCAGCAGCAGAAGCGACAACAUCCACACCCGCAAGAGCAGCAGACACACCUCUCCGCCUUCCAGCAGUACGUCGCCAAGCGACGCGAGAGUCUCGAGGCAUCCAACCGUUGCUUCAACGAGAAGCUGGAGGCGCGCAGAAUGCACUUCCACAUAGGUGGCAGCGGCGCCAAUGGAAACGCUGCCGCCACCCAUUUGACGGCUGGCUCCAACGGAGUGCCCACGUAUCUUUUCGGCGAACAUUUCCACGGUGUGUCCGGACCUGGCCGAAAGUCCGUAUCGCCCGCCACCAACAAGGAGGAAAUAUUUUUGAACAAGUCCGGCUGGGUGCAGGUCAACACAAAACGUGGGAGCAGCAACGAUGACGCCACUGGGGGCUACCGCCGCCUCGGCUAUGGCCAACAGAACGGUGGAUCCGUCUUCCCGGACAAUGGUCGCGGUCGAACUGCGGAUAGGCCGAUUCCUCCGGACCAUGGACGUCGCUCAGACCUGGCCCGGCAGUCGUUCAUCCAGCAGCACCAGCAGCAGCAGUCCAAUAUAAGCAUGACCGAGCCCAAGUUCAUCGGCUCCAAGGUGGAAGAGCUAAUUCAGAGAAAUGAAGCGCGGCUAAGCGGCUUCUCCUCACGGGACCCUGCCCUCCGUCCGGGCUACCGGAUCAUCGAUCCUCAACUGGCGAACAUCCUUAACGAAAGGCCAGGCUUCUUGCCGGUAAGGAGCCCCAACGAUCUGGACUCUCCCAUCACUCCGAUUCUCUCGCCGCCACCCGCUUUCCAGGACAACAGCCGAAGUGCUCGGCACCUGGAGCGCCGCAAGCCAGUCCGCCAGCAGGGUCCUCUGCCGUUGCCUGUGCCGUUCCAGCCGCAGGCCCAGUUGGGCACUCAGCAUCACACUAGCGCACCCGCCAAGGGCAUGGUGUUCUCUCGCAGUUUCGAGUACGACAACCGCCGUCCCACGCCCACCGACAACUAUGUAGAGACCUUUUCCCGAAGCUUUGACGGAAACUUGUCAGAACGUCCGCUGAACCUGGCCGUUUUGGUGGGCCAGCGGGAAAGGUCGCCCAACUUCAGCACCCUGACCGGCAACUCUCCCAACUAUUUGACGAAACGGGAAAGCGGCGGUGGAAGCAGCGGGUCCCUUCGCAGCCGUGACAACUCACCCAAAUUUCUGCAUCCGCAGACGACAACGGCCUACUUGAAUGCUGCUGUCAAGGAGGCGCCUCCCGUCUACAGUGUGGGCACCGGCAGCCAAGCCAAGUACUCACCGCGCUCCCGUCACGAACGGACUGCUGAGCGGUCCAAGAGCCAUGCCCUCGGACGUUCCCGCAAGUCCCAGUUCAGCCGCGUGGGCAGCGCAGGACCCCUGGCGACACAGCCCAACACUCAAAACAUGGGAGUGUCGCGUUUUAGAAGCUUUGAUACGUCCAAGAGUCAGCGCCUCAAUUCCUGCGACAGUGGUGCGAGAUCAGAUCUUUCAAAUGAUGAGCUGGACAACGAAGAUGGCGGCCUGAGCGAGUUUCUCUCUGCCGGCAGCCACAAGUUCCCCAAAGUCGGACCGACCAGCGUCAGCAUCUCACCAUUCAAGGUACAGCGUCAACGCUCCCUUACACCAGAUCGGAACGAUUCCCACAGCUCGUCCAGCAGUCUGCGGAAGCAGAGAUCGCUGACCCCCGAGUCCAGGUCCCUGACUCCUGAGGAGCGACGCAAGAAGGGGUCCCAGCUUUCCCUAAGCGGCUCUCGUCAGAAUUCCAAUUCCAGGAGCAACACUUUGGAGGCUCGCCAGCGUCACGAGGAUAAAACGCCUCCCAACAUAUCGCGAAGCUCCUCAAGCUCUAGCUACAGUGGCGGCGAAUCCCAUGAGCCAAAGGCCCCCAAUGCAGCCAACUCGACCGUAACAGCAUCGGUUGCCGUUCCCGGAAGUGGCUCCACUAGCCAUCGACGUGCAAUGGCCGUUAAGCAGGCGGAGCAGGAACACCGGAUCCGACGUUCGAGAUCGUUGCAACUAACCGAACGCUCUCCGAAUCGGACCCACAAAUCGAUCGUUAAUGUUGGUGCUGUGACCGCCCAGCAGCAGGCGGCCGGAGCUACCUACCAGCAGGCCCGCUUGACAAGUGGAGCCGUCUUCCCUCCCACUAUCCGAGCCUCUCCAGCAGGAGCCAAGAUCCAUGUCAAUCCGUCUGCGCCACCCACCAACUCGGUGAGAGGUCGACAAACCGAGGCGGACAAGGCGCGCUCCUUCGACUUUGACUACAACAACUACAAUCGCAGCGGAGGGGCGAAGGUAUCCACACGGACCGCUCACACAAGUGGCAGCGGAGGAGACAGCGGAAGCAAUCAGAAUCUGCGCGUGGAGCGGGAGUCCCGCUCCUUCGACGAAGACUUUCGCGAAGCUGUGCUUAACAACAACAACGGCAGCAACGGAAGCGUAAGCGGUUUGCGUUUCCUUCAGCCUGCCACCGAUUCAGGACACGCGUCCAUGGCCUCCACAUCUUCGUCCCGUCUACGCAAGUCCAAUUCCCCCGUUAACUCAUCUGGAAUGGAAGCGUCACGAUCGCCACAGUCAUCGGGAUCCUCGUCUAACAAUCUCCACCAGCCGACAAGACAAUCGGGUAGCCCUCAGAGCUACGGGACGCGUCUGUGCGACCACGAGCUAACCUACGAAAUGCUGCGAAAGUCGCCGAUCAUGAACUUUCGCCGCGGAGAAAGCGGUGACUACGAACUGCCAGUAAUGUUGCGGAAUCGGGAGACCAUCAACUCGGGGGGCAACAGCGAGCUCAACUUUAUGAGCAACGAGACGCGAAUCUACGAGCACCCGACCACUGUCCUGAAGCCGCAGCGCUCCCUCCGCCAAAGCCCGGGGUCACGGGACGACCUUAACCUUGAGGUUGCUGUCGGAGUGGGUGGCGACUACAUUUACCGGCAGCCGGCCACCCAGCCGCGUAGCAGCAGUAGAAACCCAGAGUACCCAACAACGGCAACCACCAAAAGCUGCAGCAAGACUCUGGAUACCUGCGACUAUUGGCCGCGCUGUGCUGGCUGUCAGGAGAAGAGUGCUCCUGAAGAAAUCAAGAAGAGCCAGUCCGUGUCCAGCGUAUCUAUUAUUGAGCAGGAGCGUUUGCAGCCCCAGCCCCACGUCACCUCAGUGACCGUUAACGAAGACACCGCAGUCCUCGGCCCAAAGCAGCCAGGGGUAGAAAAAUCCAAUCCGUCGUGGACCUUUUUGUGUAGCGGUAUUGCCAGCAUUUGCCAGCCCAUCGAGCAGUUGGACGGCGAGGAGAAUGCGUCCCCAGUGGCGGCAGAGGAGGAUAUUGUGCUCAGGAAGGGCGCGGACGACAAGUGCCGCCGGAUGGGACGCAGUCGGUCUCUGUCAAGUCUGAUGCUUCGGCGACCUCAACUUGCCGGAAUGCCAAAAACUGGAAACUCUGGAAUAAGAUCAAACAGUAGCUUCGCUGUGGGUCUGUCCCAGCAAAUGAAGGCUGUCUCCAGUCCCACGCUGUCAGAACCGCUCUCAGAGCCGCCGCCACAGAAGCCAGUUGAAAGCACAGAUGUGGCGGUCUCGGGCAACAGCGGCGGAAGCGGAGGCGUAGGCCUGGGCGUCUUGCAGAUAUUUAAGCGCACCCUGAACAACUUCAACAGCAAGAAUCAAAUGCACAUCUCUCCGCUGUCGCCGGCGGCAGCAGGCAGCAAUCCGCCAAAGACCAAGACGUCGCCAACAACACCGACUGUAUCCAUUACAGCUCCGUCGACGACGAUGCCAGCUAGCGAACCUGUAGCAGAAGGUGGAGACGCCAGCUCCGGAAAAUACCGAUUCGGGCCCCUCAUCUGGCGCACAUCCAAAGAGCGUCGUAAGACGAAGUACAACCGGAAAGACAAGUGCAAUUCCGGCGACUCGGGCAUUCAGAUCGAGCUUGAGCAGGAUGAACACUCCCGUGCCCUGGCUGUCGGCGUCCAGAAAGAAGGGGCCGCUCCUGUUUCUACCAAGGGCUCGACGGGUUUCGUGGACUCUAAGAAGCGAACAAUACGUCGAACCAAUUCGGCCAAGACAAGCAGCAUCCUCGGACCCUUUAUUGUGCGAACCAAAAACGCCAGGCAUCUCAAUAUGGGAGAGUCCGAUAAAGUGGAACGCGAAGCUCCGGAAUCCCUGCCCACGCGAUCUCUUAGCCAACCCAAUGGUCUAGAGUCAUAUGGCAUGGGACGCCCAGAUCUUGAGGAUAGCGACAGUGACAGCGUAGCGUCAAACGAGGAAGCUGUCAACUACUACCCGACCAUCUAUGCGGAAGUGCUUUACAACUUCACGGCCGGCGGUCCCCAAGAACUGGGGCUGGAACGGGGAAUGCUCAUUGAAAUAUUGCGCAAGGAAGUUGGACCCUGGUGGUUCGGCCGCAUUAAGAAGGAGGAAACAAAUCUCGUGGAAGACAUAUUGGACCCCGAGCUGGGCUGGUUCCCCAAGGAAUUCGUGCGCAUUAUUCACUGUCCUGAGACGGAUAUUUUCUUUAACGAGCAUAGGGCUGCCGUGGCUGAGGCUGAGGAUGCAACAGCUCCUGCAGAGGAGGGCUCUAUUCCUCUUCCUGUGGCUGCGUACGCCGAGGACGCAGACGUUACUGUGACCACGGACCAAAGCAACGUCACCCUUAUUGUCAUUGAGUCGCCACCAACCCCGCUAACCCUUCCUAGUUCCGAUCCAAUUGCCCAGCUGGACCACAACACUAUCCUGCGCCGAAGUGCCGUUCGCGAACUGCUCGAUACGGAGGUCAAUUACGUCAAACUGCUGGCAUCCAUUUGUGAUGGGUAUCUGCCAGCCAUGAGCAAGCGCAUCGAUAUAUUCUCGCCGAACAGUAUUCGCCUGAUAUUUUCCAACAUAAUGGCCAUUUACAAGUUCCAGCGAAAGUUUCUAGAGGCCUUGCGACGCGGAAUCGAACAAAAUCAGAUUGCUAAGGUUUUUCUCAACAUGCACAAAGGUUUUCUAUGCUACUCCACCUACUGCAACGCCUAUCCUCGAGCCCUAAUCGAACUCGAGACUUACGACCGUGUAAAAGACGCCCGCACUAUUUUGGAGAACUGCCGCGAAUCGGAGAACCUAGCCGAGCUUCCGCUCUCCGCCCACCUUCUGGCACCAGUGCAACGCAUCUGCCGCUAUCCCCUGCACCUCAACGAGAUUAUUAAGUCGGCCCUGGAAAAAGCGGAUGAGGUAGAUGGUGGCGCCAAGCCAGCGGCCGCUAAGUAUGAACAGCUCGACGUCUUUGAAGUGGACAUACCUGACUCCCAGCACACUGUCAAUUUGGCGCUGGAGGCGAUGCGCGGCAUCACAGAGGCGGUCAAUGAGGGAAAACGUCACAGCGAAACAAUUGCGAGGCACCAGGCCAGCUUCCAGAACUUUAAGGGACCCCCGCUGCACUUGCACAGUGCUCGCUUCUUCCUGCAAGUAGAUGCUACACGCCAAAAGCAGAAUCUUUGGAACAGCAGCUACACUCUGUUCCUAUUUGAUAAUCAGCUGGUCUACUGCAAACGUGAUAUAAUCAAGCGCAGUCACUUCAUCUACAAGGGUCGCAUUUUCCUGGACCGGUGUCGCGUGGUAAACGUGAGGGACGGAAAGAUGUUUGGACACACCAUCAAGAACUCACUACGCAUCUAUAGUGAGUCGCGAGACAAAUGGUACGAUUUCAGCUUCCGGUCGGCCAACCGGAAGCACCGCUUCCUUAGCACCCUCGCCCUAGAGCGUCAGUUUGGUGGUAAGGCCCUAUAUGUUUCGGAGAUGACUGGUUUCGAGUACAAUUACGAGGAGCGGCCGGGCGAUUGCUCAGACCAAUCUGACUACGAGGCACAAGACUUUGAAAUACCAGCGGGAGCUAACAGCGGUGAGAGCUCGGUUCCGGACUCACCGGCGAAAUCUUCCUCCCGUUUGUGCGAGACGUUGCCCAAAAAAUCUCAGUCCAGGGACGGCAUAUCCAGCGCAGACAACUCUCAACUGUCCACCACAUCAACAGGCUCGCUGGGAAGACGUCAUUUCAGC